AUGAGCGACGAGGUCAAGAGCAUGUGCUCCGCAUCCGCGGACACGGCGCUUGAUAACGGCUGCCGCGGCGGCGGUGAUGGUUCGCCUUCCGUCGAUCAUGGCAGCAGCACCGUGGGAAGCACGCCGGAUGACCGCGGCGCCAUCGUUCUGCGUCGCAAGAAGCCCAUUGCCGGUUGGCGACUCGCCGUGAUAUUCGCAUGCAUCGGCAUGGGUCUGUUCCUCUCGCUGCUCGACGCCACCGUCGUCGCCACCAUGCUCGUCGACAUCUCCGCCGAGUUUCAAGACUUUCGAACCUCGUCCUGGGUCGUCCUCGCCUAUACCCUCACCGAAGUCGGCUUUGCUGUCGCCAUGGCCCGGCUCUCCGACGCGCUCGGCCGCAAGACGGUCGCCUGCGCUUCCUUCGCCGUCUUCCUUGCCGCCUCCAUGGGCUGCGCCGCCGCCGCCAGCCUCGACCAGCUCAUCGGCUUCCGCGCCGCGCAGGGCGUCGGCGGCGCCGGACUCUACGCCAUGGCCAUGAUCACCUACCCGGAGCUGAGCCCGCCCUCACGCGUCGUCCUCGUCACGUCCGCCCUCGGCGUCAUUGUCGCCCUGGCCGGCGUCUGCGGGCCCGUCAUCGGUGGCCUGCUAACGACGUACGUCGGCUGGCGCUACGUCUUCUGGAUCAACGCACCCUGCGCGUUCGUCCCUGGCGUGCUGCUCCUCAUCCUCUGGCCCAAGGACUACCAGCUCUUCGUCAAGAUUAGCAUGCGUCGCCUCGACUACCUCGGUGCCGUCCUCAUCCUCAGCGCCACCGUCCUGCCCGUCUUCAUCAUCAACCAGGCCGCGAUCCAAGACUACGCCUGGCGCAGCGCAACAACCAUCAGCGUGCUCGUCAUCGGCGGCCUGUGCUGGGUCGGCCUCGUCGUCUGGCAGCGCCAGCUCGCGCGCGACGUCCGCCUGCGCCACAUUCGGCCCCAGCUACCCUUUCACAUCCUCACUAGCCGCGUUAUGCUCGCCGCUAUCUUUGACACGUUCCUCUCCGGGUUCGUCCUCCUCCUAGCCAUCAUCAACAUCCCCCUCCGCUCUCAAAUCGUCAACCUAUACGGGCCUGUGAAAGCCGGUGCUCUGCUCCUCCCCAUGAUGGGCGGCGGCGCGUUUGGCUGUGCCCUCGGCGGCGCCCUCUCCCUCCGCCGCAACAACACCUUCCCCGUGUUGGUCGCCGCCAGCGCCAUCCUCGCCAUUUCCUCAGGCGUCCUCUCUGGCCUUCCCGAUAAAGCCGAGCCGCCCGCGUGGCAAUGGGGCCUUGAGGCCGUCCUUGGCGUCGGCAUCGGCCUCAAAAUCUCCAGCACCACCUUCCUCGCCGUCUUGCAGUCCGACUUUGAAGAUCACGCCAUCUCGCAGGGUAUCAUCGCGCAGAUGCGCGUCUUUGGCGGCAGCCUCGGCGUCGCCAUCAGCAUCAUCGUGCUCAUUGCCAAGAUCCAAAGCGGGCUGCAGGACAGCCUCACGCCCGACCAGCUCGCCAGCUUCUACCGCUCGCCGCUCAUUCUCCUCCAGUUCGGGCCCAAGCAGCAACUAGUCGCCCGCCAAGCCUUUAUCGACGCCUUUCGCGUGGACAUGUACGUUUGUGUCGGCGUGUCUGUUGCAUCGCUGCUCGUCGCCCUGUUCACAUACCAACGCCACCCGCCGUCAGUCCAGUCCAAGCUGGAGGACCUGGAGAGGGAGCUGGCGAGGGGCGCGGCGCUGAUGGGAGUUUCAGAAACAACAGAAGCAUAA
Messenger RNA from Cordyceps fumosorosea ARSEF 2679, 1752 nucleotides. RefSeq names its product Major facilitator superfamily domain, general substrate transporter. NCBI's taxonomy places the organism in Eukaryota, Fungi, Ascomycota, Sordariomycetes, Hypocreales, Cordycipitaceae. Gene Ontology annotation, cellular component: membrane. The transcript has 6 exons. Gene Ontology annotation, biological process: transmembrane transport. The record is from RefSeq and is a predicted model, not a curated record. Gene Ontology annotation, molecular function: transmembrane transporter activity. The coding region runs from base 1 to 1752 and encodes 583 amino acids.